Molecule: messenger RNA, 1649 nt
Organism: Drosophila mojavensis
Lineage: Eukaryota; Metazoa; Arthropoda; Insecta; Diptera; Drosophilidae
Product: maltase A1
Exons: 4
Coding region: 148-1629 (493 amino acids)
Biological process (GO): carbohydrate metabolic process
Source: RefSeq, a predicted model, not a curated record
AUUACAAAGAACGCAUUUGCUGCAGCGCUGAGUCUCCUCGUCCUCGUUGACCUUGGAGGGGAGGCGUGCAAGGAUAAGACAACGACGGAGCGCACCAAGGAUUGGUGGGAAACGGCGCAGUUCUAUCAGAUCUAUCCGCGCUCCUUUAUGGACUCGGAUGGCGACGGCAUUGGUGAUCUGAAUGGCAUCGCGAGCAAGCUGGAGUACCUCAAGGAUCUGGGCGUGACAGCUGCCUGGCUGUCGCCCAUUUUCAAGUCCCCCAUGGUGGACUUUGGCUACGACAUCUCCGACUUCUUCGACAUACAGCCGGAGUACGGCACAAUGGAAGACUUUCGUGCCCUAAUUAAGAAAGCCAAAGAGCUGGAUCUGAAAAUCAUCCUGGACUUUGUGCCCAAUCACUCCAGCGAUGAGAACGAGUGGUUCAAGAAGUCCGUGAAGCGGGAGAAGGGCUACGAGGACUACUACGUGUGGCACGACGGGAAAAUUAAUACGGACACUGGUAAGCGGGAGCCACCCACUAACUGGCUGCAGUACUUCCGGGGCAGUGCCUGGCAGUGGAACGAGGAGCGCCAGCAGUACUACCUGCAUCAGUUCGCCGUGCAGCAGCCGGAUCUGAACUAUCGCAAUCCGGAUGUGGUGGAGCAGAUGAAGCGCGUGCUGCGCUACUGGCUGAACGAGGGCGUCGCUGGCUUCCGGUGCGAUGCGCUGCCGCCGCUCUUCGAGGUGCUGCCGGAUGCGGAGGGUCAGUUUCCCGACGAGCAGUUGUCUGGGGCUACGCAGGAUGCGGAAGAUCGUGACUACCUGACGACGGCGUACAUUGAGAACCAGCCGGAGACCAUCGACAUGGUGUACCAGUGGCGCCAGGUGCUCGAUGACCAUCAGCGCAUCCAUGGCGGCAGCUCGAGUGUGCUGCUCAUUGAGACCUACUCGCCGGCCUGGUUCACCAUGCAGUUCUAUGGCAACCGAUCCGUGGAGGGUGCCCAUCUGCCCUUCAACUUCAACCUGAUAACCGUGAUGGAGCAGAGCCCCUUGAGUGGGGCCAAUGUGCAGAAGGCCAUUGACCUCUGGCUGAACAACAUGCCAGCCGGGCGCACAGCCAACUGGGUGCUGGGCAAUCACGACAAGCGCCGGGCGGCCAGUCGCUAUGGAGAGCAGCACAUCGAUGCCAUGAAUAUGCUGAUCAUGAUGCUGCCCGGCGCCAGUGUGACCUACCAGGGCGAGGAGCUGGGCAUGACAGACGCCCAGAUUAGCUGGGUGGACACUGUGGAUCCCUGGGCCUGCAACUCGAAUCCCGAUAUAUAUGAGAAAUACACCAGAGAUCCCGCACGCACGCCAUUCCACUGGACAAGCGGCAGCAACGCUGGCUUCUCCACGGCCGCCCAGACCUGGCUGCCCCUGGCUGCCGACUACGUGACGAUCAACGUGGCCACCGAGUCCGCGGCGCAACGUUCCCAUUUGCAUAUCUACAAGGCGCUGAUCGAGCUGCGCAAAUCACUGAAAACUCUGCAAAAUGGCGCGACUAAAUAUCAGGCGCUAAUUGAGGAUGUUUUCGUGCUGAAGAGCGCCAGCCUAGCCACACACGAGCUCAACUUGUUGCCCGGCGAGGCUUUGGUCAUGACUACAAAAUAAAUAAAUCGCAAUUACUAGAA